Molecule: messenger RNA, 600 nt
Organism: Aspergillus niger
Lineage: Eukaryota; Fungi; Ascomycota; Eurotiomycetes; Eurotiales; Aspergillaceae
Exons: 3
Coding region: 1-600 (199 amino acids)
Source: RefSeq, a predicted model, not a curated record
AUGAAACAAGUGGAACUGAUUCUUGGAAGGGUGGUGAGAAUGGUUGAGGCGUGGGGGCUGCGGCGGCUGGAGACAUUCAAAACCAGGAUUCUGGAUUAUCUGGCCUCCGAUGCAGAUCUAGAGGACGAGCGCUUAAAUGGGUCGUCCAAGUAUCCGAGCCCCGACACCAAGGGUCACAUCGGAAACCCGUUAGCGCGGACGGGUAAACAGGCACCACGGUAUCCAGAGCAAGUGAAGCGCAUCGCUGCGCAGGUCAGCUCGGUUCUGGGAUUGUCAGCAGAACCGACGGAAUAUGGCUACGAGACGAUCAAGCCCAAAGAUGACAGCGACGAGGCCAGGAGCAGCGACCUAACCUAUGGUGAGGGUCUGAUAUGGGGGCAAGGUCAGUGGCCCCCUUUGGGAAGCUUCGCAAGUCAGUGCGCAGAAGCGGCCGGAUUCGUGCUCUCUGUUGUCUUUGGCUGCUCACGCCACUUCCACGGCCAAGCCCUGAGCGGUUCCACACCUUCCACUGUGCUUGACCCUGCUGUUGAAGCAUCCGAGGGGGAUGGUAUAAGAAAGAUAGCCAGCCGAUCGUGUUGUAUCACAUUGACUGUAUUAUAG